Bufo gargarizans (Asiatic toad) is the source of this 1737-nucleotide messenger RNA. Its product is annotated as zinc finger protein 501-like. Gene Ontology annotation, molecular function: RNA polymerase II cis-regulatory region sequence-specific DNA binding; DNA-binding transcription factor activity, RNA polymerase II-specific. Bases 8 to 1153 code for a protein of 381 amino acids. The record is from RefSeq and is a predicted model, not a curated record. The transcript has 2 exons. Gene Ontology annotation, biological process: regulation of transcription by RNA polymerase II. NCBI's taxonomy places the organism in Eukaryota, Metazoa, Chordata, Amphibia, Anura, Bufonidae.
GGAGGCCAUGAUGGAGGAGCACCAGCCUCUUAUAUCACAAGAAAAUCCCAGUAAGAAUUCAGAGGGAAACCUCAUGUUAUCACUAAAUUAUAAAGCAGAAGAUGAACAUAUCAUGCAGUACUCUUCAGGAGAAAAUGUACAUCCAGGACUUCACAGUACAGAUCUAUCAUGUAAUCUCCCUAAUCAUAAUCAUGAGGGACCUUCUCCUGACCAAUCACGGACUGUUACAAGUACAGGUCAGAAAGGGGGUAAAAGGUUUCACUGUGAUAAAUCAUUCCCAAAGAGAUCAAGACUUCACACAGGAGAAAAACCUCACACGUGUUCAGAAUGUGGGAAAUGUUUUACAGACAAAUCAAGUCUUGCUUUCCAUGAGAGAGUUCACACAGGAGUGAAGCCAUAUUCAUGUCCAGAAUGUGGGAAAUGUUUUACAGAAAAACAAUGUCUUGUUAGACAUGUGAGAAUUCACACAGGAGAGAAGCCGUAUUUAUGUUCAGAAUGUGGGAAAUGUUUUACAGUUAAAUCAACUCUUGUUUUACAUGAGAGAGUUCACACAGGGGAGAAGCCAUAUUCAUGUUCAGAAUGUGGGAAAUGUUUUACACACAAAUCACAUCUUGUUAGACAUGAGAGAAUUCACACAGGAGAGAAGCCAUAUUCAUGUUCAAAAUGUGAGAAAUGUUUUACACAGAAAUCAAUUCUUGUUUGCCAUGAGAGAAGUCACACAGGAGAGAAGCCAUAUUCAUGUUCAAAAUGUGGGCAAUGUUUUACACAGAAAUCAAUUCUUAUUUGCCAUGAGAGAAUUCACACAGGAGAGAAGCCGUAUUCAUGUUCAGAAUGUGGGAAAUGUUUUUUGAAAAAAUCAAGUCUUGUUAACCAUGAGAAACUUCACACAGGAGAGAAACUAUAUUCAUGUUCAGAAUGUGGGAAAUGUUUUACAGAUAAAUCACACCUUGUUAGACAUGAGAGAAUUCACACAGGAGUGAAACCAUAUUCAUGUUUAGAAUGUGGGAAAUGUUUUACACGGAAAUCGCACCUUGAAAGACAUGAAAGAAUGCAUAGAGGAGAGAAGCCGUUUUUAUGUUUAGAAUGUGGGAAACGUUUUACACAAAAGCCAAGUCUUGUUGCACAUCAGAGAAGUCACACACGAGAGAAGUAGAGAAGAGAAAAUUACUUGAAAUACUGUAUGUUUUAAUUAGGGUUUAAAUCAAUUCAACCCAAAUGGAAAGUGCUAAGAUUGCGUAUUCACAAAAUACAUAAGACAUGAUUAAACGUUUGCGCAUCCGCCAGAAUGGUGGACACAUCACACACAUCAUGUAAAGACUUUUUAGGAAACCUUGAACUCGCUUAUAUAUAGAUAUAUAUCACAAACAAGAUCACAAACUGACACUUCCAGUGUGUUUUAGUAAAUCUAGCCAAGGUUGACAUAGCACAUGACCUCCUUCCCAAUGAAAAAGUCUGAGCUGAAUUCAAUAUGCUAAAUUUCAAAAUGGUGGUCGAACACCAAAUAACGCAGCCUCUCUACCAAUUAAUACUUUUAUAGAUUGGAAGUCAAUUUUCUAUAAAUUGCACCAGUGAAAACUUUGUGUCCAGACUAUUGCCUUACCCUGUACUUUUUAAAAUAAAAAUGGUCCAAAAAUAAUCCCUUUUGGGGGGGAGAGUGUUUGGCGGUGUUUAUACACACAUGGUGGUGUCAGAAGAAGCAAUGGCUUGUUUUGAACAAACAUUCCAAAACAUCUCCCU